AUGGCAACGGGAGCAGAGUCAGACAUCUGUAGAGGAAUAUCGAGAGCUGUGCACGAGAGUAACCCGCGCGCUGGCGAGCGCAACGCGUAUGUGAAAGCGUGCGUGUCCCCUCUGUAUCAGGACAGCGGUUGCCAGUGGUUCUGUCCGAACGCAAGCUGGAGGUGUGGUAAACUCUCGUCUGCGGCGUGCGUCGGCUCUGUGUCGUUUUGUCUUGCCUUGCUGCUUAAAUGUGUUGACUGGGAUGUGGAGCCCGGCUCCAGCUGUAACAGUGCUCUCCAGGCUGACUCGGGAUCUUCUUUUCUUUUCGUGAACAGAAGUGUGGUGGAGUUCUCCUUCGCCUUGUGGCAUCUGAUCGCACCUAUUUUCACCCUGGUGAGUGCCUUCUUCUGGGCCGGCCUGUACUUGAUCCGCUGCGGAGUGCUGGACCGAACCAUCGUUUUCCUGCUCACGCUGUGUCACUUGGGAGAAGCGGCGGCGCAGGCGUUCUUGCAUGGCUCGGACGAACAGCUGCUGCACUCUCUGACGGCUAGCGUGGUGGUGCUCGGCUGCUUGGCAAGCGGGGCACUCAUGGUGAUGCGACUGGGCCAGGGCAUCUCCGUCAUCGUCUUCAUCAGCAUCAUCAGAGCCGCCUCGCUUAUUUCCCUGCACAGAGUUCGCGCGAGCUGGAGACCCUACUUGGCGUACCUGGUAGGGGUUCUGGGAGUCCUGCUGGCGAGGUAUGCUGACAGGCUGCUUCCGAAUCAGGCAAGCCAACUGGAGGGCUGCACCUCCGUCACAGGGUCUAGAGAAGACAUUCUCGUCUUUAAAAGGCGCAGGAGAUCCAGCUCCGUCGUAUCAUCAGACAUGGCACAGCACGGCUUCGAGGCCAGCAGCAAGUCGCACAGGAGAACCUCCCUGCCAUGCAUCCGAAAAGACCAGUUCUCAGGCACCAGUGUGAUGGUGGACAUUGCAGUGAUGGGUGAAGCCCAUGGACUAAUCUCAGACCUUCUGGCUGACCCAUCACUGCCUCCAAACACCUGCAGCUCAUUGAGAGCUGUUAGUAAACUGCUCAAUACCCAACUCACCUUUCAGCCCCUGCACCACCGGUCUCGCAUCAACCCUCUGCUGGUUUCCACUGAUGGAUGCACUGACUUUGAGGAGGGUGAUAGACUGGCUAUCCCUAAGCACCGUUUGCGACGGAGUAUGCCUUCUGGGCCUCUUCGGCGCAUUUCCUCUUCCUGGACAACUACCACCUCUGCCACAGGGCUUCCCACCAUUGAGCCAAGCCUUGUCAGGCGAGACCACAGUUCCACCAUCAAACCCGUUCAUGACAAUCCCUCCAGCAGUAAUAUGGCGAACAGUCAUUUGUGGAACUCCUGUGUGUUGCUCACUGUCUCUGAUUGCAGGCCCAUGUCUGCCUCCCACAUCACCUCAGCCCCCAACUACCUCUACAACAAAGUUAGGCAAGGUUACCAUCCCUUCAGCAACUCACCCAUGGUCUCACCUUGCCACUCGCCUCCAGUCCAGGGAACCUCCGUGAACAUCCCCACCAAUAAGGUGCCCUCAAUGGACCUGUCUGAUUCUGGGGCCCUUCAGGGCUGUUACCUCUCACCAGGGACUUCUCACCGAGCCUUAACCUGCAACUCCCCCAGUUCCAGAACCUCACACUGGACUCUCCCAUUACUCUGUAGCAGCUGUGGAAGGCCAUAUAGCAAAAUGUUGCAUGGACAGGAUUCUCCAGAUAAAGCUGACAAAACACAACUAUCAGACGAUCCAGCUCUGGUGUCGUCUGACUGCGACAGUACCUAUGAAACAAAUCACAGUGACAGCAGUGAUUUUGCACAGACUGAGGAGGAUGGAGAGGCUCAAAGACAGUCCUACAACAACAUGCAGGAUCUUUGCAGGACAUUGCAAGCAGAGACCCUUCUUUUACAUCCUUUACUACCAUCAGAGAACAAACCUAUUCUAGCCCCUGAACCACUGGUCAUGGAGGGCCUGGGGCCUCUAAUGAGUCAGAUCAACAAUUGGAACUUCCCAAUAUUCAGCCUGGUGGAGAAAACUAAUGGGAAGUGUGGUCGCAUCCUAAGCCAGAUGUCUUACAGGCUAUUUGAAGAUACUGGUCUCUUUAAAAUGUUCCACAUCCCAGUGAAGGAAUUCAUGAAUUACUUCCAUGCCUUGGAGAAUGGUUACAGGGACAUCCCAUAUCACAACAGGAUCCAUGCAACAGAUGUCCUCCAUGCUGUCUGGUAUCUUACCACACAGCCUGUACCAGGCUUACCUUUGCUGGCUCACAACUCUAUAUCAGUCAGUGAUUCAGACGCUGUCAGUGGGAUCAGUCAUGGUAAUAUGGAUUAUCUGUUCUCUAAGACCUACCCAAAAAUGGAGGAUGGCUAUGGCUGUCUUUCAGGGCUUAUUCCUGCCUUGGAGCUGAUGGCACUGUAUGUGGCAGCUGCCAUGCAUGACUAUGACCAUCCUGGCAGAACCAACGCCUUCCUGGUGGCCACCAGUGCUCCGCAGGCGGUGCUGUACAAUGACCGCUCAGUUCUGGAGAAUCACCAUGCUGCCUCUGCCUGGAAUCUGUUCAUGUCCCAGCCUGAGUACAACUUUCUGGCCAGCCUAGACCAUGUGGAUUUCAAGCGCUUUCGCUUUUUGGUUAUUGAGGCCAUUCUGGCCACUGACCUGAAAAAGCACUUUGACUUUUUGGCUGAGUUCAACGCUAAGGUGGGGCAUGAAGGUUGCUCAGGUAUUGACUGGUCCAAUGAGAAUGACCGGCUUCUGGUCUGCCAGAUGUGUAUCAAGCUUGCUGAUGUUAAUGGGCCACUGAAGCACAAAGAUCUUCAUCUUCAGUGGACAGAGGGCAUUGUCAAUGAGUUUUAUGAGCAAGGUGAUGAGGAGGCCAGCCUGGAUUUACCCAUCAGCCCAUUCAUGGACCGUUCAGCCCCCCAGCUAGCCAAGUUGCAGGAGUCUUUCAUCACACACAUCGUCGGGCCGCUCUGCAGCUCCUAUGACACAGCUGCCCUCAUGCCUGGCCGGUGGGUGGAGCCUCAGCCCAGUGAGGCUGAAGAAGGAUCUGGUGUGGAGGAGACUGAUGAAGAUGAAGAGGAGGAAGAAGAAGAAGACACAACAGAGGAAGAUGCCUCGACCAACUCGGAUCAGUCUCAGAAACUGAUGCCCAAAAUGCGACAGAAAGUCUUCUGUCAGAUCACCCAGUACCUUCUGGAGAAUUAUGAAAUGUGGAAGAAGGUCAUCGCUGAGGAGGCCCAAAGCCAAACAAAGCCAAACAAAGCCUCUGACCCAAUCCUGGCUAUACAUGAAGAGGAGGAGGAGACAAUAAGCAAAGACAAGCCAACAGAGGACCAGGAGCAAAAAACAGAUGGAGGAGAGAUAUGGCCAGCAGAGGAGCCGCGAUAUGAGGCAUCAACAGAAGACGAACAGACUGAAUAAAGAAAAGUGAGGACACGACAAAGCAAAAGGAAGCAGUUAAGAAAUAUCAGGAAACUAAAAAAAAUCAAGACACAAGCUGUAGAAAAACGUGGAGAGGAAAAUACAGAAAUGGGAUGAGACUUCAGAGGAUUAGGAGAUAUGGAGUGAAAGAGUGAUUUAUCUAGUCUAGAAUAUUGUCACAAAGCCUUUAUUUCCAAACAAGACUCCUGAUAAAUGGUUGCCAGCACAUCACUAAGACACAACACUGUAGAUUCUUUAGGAUAACAAGUUUCUGUAGGAAACAGGGUGGCUCCGAGUGUCUUCGGAUAGGGUUUAUUAGCUAGACCCAAUAAAAUGUCAUUUCUAAAAUGAACAUGAAAAGGCUUUUUAUAAAACUCUAAUGGUGGCCACACCACCAAUUUAUGCUUAAGUUCCAAAACAACUUCCAUGACUAGGGUCUCAAUGAUCUGCACUUUUUAGUCUAUUCAUUUCAGCAAGUAUUUUAAGGACCCUGGUAUUAGACUGAUUCAAGAAUGUAUUCCAUCAUGAUACAACUAGCCCUUUUGAGCUCAUAGCAAUGUGAUGGGGAAGUACACGCUCCUUAAUCACUCAAAUACACCAUAAUCCAUAUGAAGGAAAGAAGGUUCAGGAAAUAGCAUGCACCUAAAAGACCACAUGUGUAACACUACUUAUCUAAUCUUUUUUUUUUUCCUUUUCUUUUUAAGUUAAAAGCAUCUGUCCUUUUCUUUUGUUUGCCACUUGAUUUCCUGUGGACGUUUCAUGCCUCCACGGGUUCACCACCUGCCUGUAGAGUUAGGCACCAUGACUUUGCAGGUGCACUAGUAAAUGUUCAAGUGUUUGUCCUUUUUAAUAUAAAUUACCUGUUACUUUAAAAAAAAAAAAAAAAAAAAAAAAAAAAACAUUUUUCAGGGUUGCGGUAGCUUUAGUUUGUGACGUGGCAUUCCUGUUUAUCAAGAUAUAACAGCACUGUAAAUACUGUGUAGCAUUUCUUCCUUUCGGAUUUUUAUUCUGCCAGUGCACAUUCGGGGGGGGGGGGGAACAGAAUCUCCUGUUUUGAUAGGGUUAGUUAGAAAAACGCUACAUGCAUAGUCACUACAUACUAGAGCUCCAGUUCUAUUCAAGUUCAUACCUGUGUUUUUGUAUGAUGUGAUUCUUUGAAGAUGAAGUAUGCAAUGCAGUUAUUUUGCUUAUUAUAACCGAAGUAAAUCAAUCCCACGUCCUAUAGUUAGGAGACAGCAUGUAUUUAAUCCUGGUAUUCGUGCCAUUUCAGCCUUCUGUGUAUUUGACCCACAUGUUUGAAUUGGCAGUUGAAUCCUGCUGAAUCUUAGAUCUGUUGGUCGUUUUAUGCAUCUUGAGUAGCAAGUAUACAGUAUAUAUCCAUAUAGGGAUUAUAUACACAGAAAUGCAAAUGUAAAUGCACCCAAAGAUUUCAACCUGAUUGUUUUUCUGAGUUUGCCUCAAUGCUGGUAUGGUUCCAUUUUUUGUUAUAGGUUUUAAUACAGAAAGCAAACAGCUUUCGAAAAGUUCCAAAAAUCAAAAACAAAUAUGAUGUGCUCUGCUUGAGGGCUAAAGAGCAAGCAUUCGUUAAAGUCAUGCACUCUCGCUAAACAAGGAAGGCCACUCAUACUCCAGUCAUCCGAUAGCUGCUAUGUCCUAGAGGAACUGCUAAGCCCCAUAUAGGCAUGAGACCUGGUGUAGCGACGCAUGCAAGAGGGCAGUUCACUAAAACAACUACAGCACUGGUGUGUGCUGCCUGUGCUGCCUUAGACACAGGGACGAAGAGAGAAGCAGAUUGAUUGUGACUGCAGUUCAGGGAUAGAUAAUGCAGUCUGAUGUUCUUGUAUGGACGUAAUCAGCUUGCGCCUGAUGCUACUGUGCCAUAAUUUAGAAGGGGUGCUAAUUAAAUUUGUAGUAAUUGUAGAAUUCCCCACUUCAAUUUGCAGCAUAAUGUACGCUUUCUUAUCAACAGCCAGCACAUCAAGCAAUACUGACACAUACUGUAGACUGAUGGUAGUUUUUAAUGAUUGCCAUCAUAUUAUUAUGAAGUUGGGCAUAAUAUAUAUUUUUUCACAGUGCAGCUGUUUGUGCCAAAUAUUUCUUCAAUAAACAACUGCGUUGUUGAAGCUUUUUAUGGUUAAUAAGGUCAGGUGUGCUUUCUCUGUGUGUGAGUGCAUGUUUGUAUGGAAUCAGGAUGAGUUCAUUUGGAAUCAAAGAAUUUUUUUUUUAAUAGUGCCCUGAAAGAAAAUACACCAAAAAAAACAUUUAGAUAAUUAAGAAAGAAAAAAAAACUGAGGACAUGACGCUUUUGGCACCAUGUUUUCUUCGUAUUUUUCAUUACUUUUUGAUAUAUAUAUCAAAACAGAAGGAGGACAGAGAGGAACGUUGUUUCUGAGUAUACUCAUUAGGCAGGUCUAUUUACAAGUAUACUACUAAGUACAAGUAUGUGUAAGUGUACAUAAGUGUAGCAGUUAAUGCCGCUGAAGAAUCUAGUCAUUAGGUCGGGUACACUGUACCCCAACCACAGGAAAUGUAUAUUGUGUAUGCUCAGAAAAAUAGAAUGGCAUUUAACAACAAUACAAAACAAUCAAUAAAACAAUUUAAUGACUUGCAAGUCACUUUAACAAAUAAGUCGUGCUGCCUAAGUGAUGCUACCAUUUAAUAGGCCUAGAAUUUAACGUUAAGUUUGGUUACAGAUUCAAUCUUUAUUUAAAAGAAAGAGAAGGACAACAAUUUGCCCUGUUAAAAACUGACUCACUGGUAAAAGGCAGUGAUGUCUGUGGUGUAAUAUUUGUGUGUGUGUGUGUGUGUGUGUGUGUGUGUGUGUGUGUGUGUGGUGGCGGCUCGAGCUGAUGAUGUGAAUCAUACUGUACAUUAUAUUCCUUCUUCUGUGGUUGUGAUUCAUCAGUCCUCACGCUUGUCAAUGACAAAACCGAAGUGACAAUUUAAAAAGAAAGAAAGCAAACACAAAGAGAAAUCAUGAAGUAAUGAGUCAUAUUAAAAAGUUAAACUAUGAGUAAUGACAGAGUGGCGUUGCAAACAUUGCGGAAAAAUGCAUCAAUUCCUAAGUCAUGUCUGCAAUAUCGAUAUAUAUUUUUUGUAGUACAGUGAGGCCUCGUCUUUGUGCUAUACUAUUUGACCAAAUGUUUUUGGACACCUGACCAUCACACCCAUAUGAGGGCCUUCCCAAAGUUGGUAGCACACAAAAAUGUGUGAAGGUUGGAAGAAGGUGGAAGAACUCGAGUGUCCUGCAAAUAUCCCUGACCUCAACCCCACUGAACACCUUUGAGAUGAACUGGAACUGGAGCUUCCUCACCCAACAUCAGUGCCUGACCUUGUAGCUGAGUGAACACAAAUCUGCACAGUCAUGCUCCAAAAUCUAGUGGAAAGCCUUCCCAGAAGAGUGAGCUUAUUAUAACAGCAAAAGGGGAAUAAAUCUGGAAUGGUACGCUCAGCAAGCACAUCUUCUGUGUGAUUGUCAGGUGUCCACAAACUUUUGGCCAUGCUAUUUUGGUAUGCUCUUGUUUGUCACCAUUAAAGACCUCAGUUUGACUCCAUAUGUAUGUGCUAAAACAUUAUAAAUGGCAAGGCAUAGGACUGUCUCUGUAAGUGUGACCUUAUAUGAAGACAUAUUUUAUUCAGCAAAUGCAGACUGAAACGUUCUGUAAAAUCAUAUGCAGAAACAGAUGUUAUCUGCUGUAAUCGAGCUACUUAGGGCAAUAUUCUCACAGAUCUUCCCAUUUAUUUUAGGCAUCUCAAUCUGUAAGGCUAACUUCACCAUAUGUUACUAGGACUUUCUGGUUGCGAGUAAACAAGGAAGUAUCACCUGCAUGUACUCUAUAGUCAUUCCGCAGUACAUCACGAUUCGUACUAUCCCGCUCCACUUUACAAAUUUUACCCUGUUAAAAUAAAUAGGUUAAUAUAGUAAAAUAAAAAGAUCACAUGAAGUAUUCCAAGCCUUCAUUAUCCCUUUAUAAAACUUCACAAUAAUGUACUUUAUUUAUUCACCAUCCCUUAAACACUCCCUCUUGGUGAGAUGACUUGGUGAUAUGUACUUCCAUAUGUAGUGACUCCACAGUAUUGUGACCUUGUUUGGAGUCUUCUGAUGGGUUAAGACAUUACGUUAUCACAUACCCAUGAUGUACUGUAGCAGCAUCCCUGAGUCCAUCAGACUGAGAUCAAGAUCAUUACUUAAUAUACUUAGAAUAAGGUCAUUCCUUUUAUCUCGUCAUUUUUCAGGUUAUUAUUUUUUUGUGUUUUUAGUUAUUGGCUUGAGAUCCGUGGUUGUCAAAACACAGCAGCAUUUUAAAUAUUCUGUAACACUUAUUUACAGAAUAUUUAAAAUGGGGGUGGGGGGGGGGUUAUAUGGUUCAGCAAUUUUCAUAAAGUCAUCAAAUCUCUCACUAUUUUAUAUGGGAAAUUUCUCUCGGAAGGUAAUUUAUUUAACAUAUUUGCAUACUAGAUACUAAAGGCUCAAUAAUUCCAGCUCUAAUUAAGCUGAUCUCUGUGUUUCGGUAUGAUUCUUUAAUGAUGAAGGGCACAAUAUAGCUGCUCCAUAUGCUCAUUCAUGUCCCAGCUAAUGUCUAAACCAUUCCCCUGGAAUUCCAUGUGGUACACUUAAGUAAAAGAGCAUGUAUUCAAUCAUGGCAUUGGUGCCAUUUUAGUCCUUUGUGUAUUUAACCUGAUUUAUUUUUUUUAACUGCAAAACUGAUCAAGAACUAUAAAGUUCCACGUAUGUAUCUUCAUUCAUGGAUCAUGCAUGUGAUUAGAUAGAGAAGGUAGGUAGACAGGGACAGAAUUUUGUUGUUUGUUUAUAUAAGCAUUAUAUUUAUUUCACUGUCCUGCAUGUGCCUUUUUGAUAACUGUUUAAAGUUCAGUUCAGUCAGAAUAUUGCAGCUUCUGUCCUUCUGUUGCAUUAUUAUCUGUAUUACACAAAUUCAUUACUCAUUUCUGUCUGGCAAGUUCAAUGUCCAGUGGUUACCGAAGAUGAAUGAAUGACUGAAUGAAUGGAUGAAAGGUUUGGUUUCCUGUUAAUACGUAUACGAUAUACACAGUGUUUAUAUUAUGGUGAAUCAGGGUAAAUAAAGCAUAGAUAUGCUGAAUUUAUCCAUCAUAGCCUUGGCACUGUCCAGUCACAACAACCUGUUUUGGUAAGGAGGCAUGUUCAUAUGAAAUCAUACAGUUGUUGACAUGGGAAACAUUUUAUCUGAUGCCUGAUUUUCUUUCACUGUCAUUUUUAUCCUUCUUGUUUGUCUUUUGUCAGUUUGCAAUUGUUGUCAGCCUGUUAUCUUAACCUAUAUGCAUCUGAUGGUGAUGGUCAUUGUGCACUCUUCUUUCACCAAAAGAAAUACAUAAGAUUCACACUCUCAACACAAUCAGUGAGACACGUUUUUAUAUGUGAUGGGUACCUCACUGGCCAAAAAAAAAUUGUUUUCUUCUCACUAGUAUGUUGCACUUAAGACAUGUAGCAAUACCUAUACAAAAGGGAGCUGUACAUUUCACCAGUAUUUGUGAAGUAAAAUAUUCAGUUUAUUGAUGUCUAUUGUUCCAUUUUGUACAAAACACGAUAUUGUUAAUGGAGGGCAUGGAGAAAACAAAAAUAACAAAUGUCUUUUGAAUAAACAUUAUUUAUUUUUAAUGUUUUAUAAUUUACUCACUAUCCUGUAGCUUCUCUAUGGGCAGAAAAUGCUGGAAGUGCCUCUUGGUAUAAUGUAUUAUACAAGAAAUAUAUACUGAUAUUAUUAGAAUUUGUCACAAUCUGAACAUUGUUUAUGUUAUGUGAAUACAGUUUAAUACUGUAUUAAAUGUUGUGAUAUUCA
This is a messenger RNA of Ictalurus furcatus (blue catfish), 9239 nucleotides long. RefSeq names its product phosphodiesterase 3A, cGMP-inhibited (gene pde3a). Bases 1 to 3423 code for a protein of 1140 amino acids. Gene Ontology annotation, biological process: positive regulation of oocyte development; oocyte maturation. Gene Ontology annotation, cellular component: cytosol. Gene Ontology annotation, molecular function: 3',5'-cyclic-AMP phosphodiesterase activity. The record is from RefSeq and is a predicted model, not a curated record. The transcript has 15 exons. Lineage: Eukaryota; Metazoa; Chordata; Actinopteri; Siluriformes; Ictaluridae.